GGGUCCGUCCCCCCACCCCCACCCCACCCACCCCCGGCAGGGCGCGGCAAGAUGGAGUUAGCCGGGGUGUCGGCGCCCACGGUGACCGUUUUCAUCAGCAGCUCUCUCAACAGCUUCCGCUCCGAAAAGCGGUUCAAUCGCGGCCUCACGCUGGCGGAGUUCAAGUGUAAACUCGAGCUGAUCGUGGGCAGCCCCGCUUCUUGCAUGGAACUAGAGCUGUACGGAGUAGACGACAAAUUCUUCGGCAAGCUGGAUCGGGAGGAUGCGCUGUUGGGCUCAUACCCUGUAGAUGACGGCUGCCGCAUCCACGUCAUCGACCACAGUGGCGCACGCCUGGGCGAAUAUGAGGACGUGUCCAGGGUAGUGAAAUAUGACCUCUCACAAGAAGCCUACGACAAGAGGGAAAACUCUGCCCGAACCUUCCUGAAGCGCAGCAAGCUGGGCCAGUACAACGAAGAGAAGCGAGCACAGCAGGAGGCCGAGUCAUUGCAGCGCCUGGCUGAGGAGAAGGCUCAGGCUAGCACCAUCCCCGUGGGCAGCCGCUGUGAGGUGCAGGUGCUUGGGCACCCCCCACGCCGGGGUACCGUCAUGUAUGUGGGAACCACAGAUUUCAAGCCCGGCUACUGGAUUGGCGUCCGCUAUGAUGAGCCUCUAGGGAAGCAUGAUGGCAGUGUAAAUGGAAAACGCUACUUCGAAUGCCAAGCCAAGUACGGCGCCUUUGUCAAGCCAUCAAAGGUGACAGUUGGCGACUUCCCCGAAGAAGACUACGGGCUGGAUGAGAUGUGACAGACAAAUGGCCCAAGCCGUCAGCUCCUGCCACACCCUCCCUCCAUGCCCCUGGCCCUCUUCCUGUUCUGGGGUUUAUUUUAUUUCAUUUUAUUUACAUUUUCCUUGCCAUGGACUUUUAAGACCCGUGCAUUAAAUUCUCUAAAAGUG
Molecule: messenger RNA, 936 nt
Organism: Suncus etruscus (white-toothed pygmy shrew)
Lineage: Eukaryota; Metazoa; Chordata; Mammalia; Eulipotyphla; Soricidae
Gene: TBCB
Product: tubulin folding cofactor B
Exons: 6
Coding region: 52-786 (244 amino acids)
Biological process (GO): tubulin complex assembly; cytoplasmic microtubule organization; post-chaperonin tubulin folding pathway
Cellular component (GO): nucleus; cytoplasm; microtubule plus-end
Molecular function (GO): alpha-tubulin binding; microtubule plus-end binding
Source: RefSeq, a predicted model, not a curated record